UUUAGAUUUUUUUUUUCUUUUAUCUAUUUUUCUUUUAUUAUUAUUAUUAUUUUCUUUUGAUAUAUAAAUUAUGUCAAUGUUGAAUCGUUCUUUGACUAGUACCAUAAAGAUGUGCCAAUGGACAUCAAUUGCACGUCCUACAACUAUCAACCUUUGUGAAUCAGCCUCUGUAUCAAACCAAGUACGAUGGGCUUCAAAGAAAUCUGGAGGUUCAUCUCGAAAUGGUCGUGACUCUGCUGGUCGACGUCUUGGUGUCAAGAAAUUUGGAGGACAACAAGUUGUACCAGGCAAUAUUAUUGUUCGUCAACGAGGUACAAAGUUCCAUCCUGGUGAUCAUAUUGGUAUGGGUAAAGACCAUACUUUAUAUGCUUUGGAAUCUGGAUACGUACAAUUUUAUAAGGAUCCUGAACAACCUAAACGACGUCUGGUUGGUAUUGUCUUCAACCGUGAUGAUAUGCUUCCUAUUCCUGCUGGUCAACCAAAACCACGACGAUUUGAUUUGGUAGAUUUGACAACUUUAUAGAUUUAGAUCCCCCCCUUGUUUUUCACAUGUACUCUUUUCUCUGACAUCCUUUCAUUAUUUGCUCUUUUAUUAUUAUUAUCACGCAUGUUAUCAUAAUACAGACCUUAUUUGUAUAUAUCAAUAAACGC
This is a messenger RNA of Halteromyces radiatus, 651 nucleotides long. RefSeq names its product ribosomal L27 protein-domain-containing protein. Gene Ontology annotation, biological process: translation. Lineage: Eukaryota; Fungi; Mucoromycota; Mucoromycetes; Mucorales; Cunninghamellaceae. The coding region runs from base 71 to 523 and encodes 150 amino acids. Gene Ontology annotation, molecular function: structural constituent of ribosome. The transcript has 3 exons. The record is from RefSeq and is a predicted model, not a curated record. Gene Ontology annotation, cellular component: ribosome; mitochondrial large ribosomal subunit.